AUGAUAUUGAAAAACUCUAACGAAAUCCAACACGGCUCAUUCUUCACGAAGGUAAUGCCAUCGAAUCAGAUCAAACAGUCCAUCAAAGACAUAGUUCCCUCAUAUGCCGGCGAAAAUUUGAGCAAACUUUCAACAUACAUUGAUUCGUUAUACAAUUUAAGCUUGCGCAAGAGCAGCAAUUUGCCAAACAAUUCAGAAAUUGGCCGCUAUCACUUGUGCACAUUUGUGAUAGUCGAGAAGUUUCAGACGAUAUUCAACCUACCGACGCCAGAUGUAACAAGAAUACCAAUACAGCCCCAGGUUGCUUUACGGUUGUUGACGGAAUUUCGUGAAUUGGUAAACCAAAUGUCAGCAGCUAGCACACCCACAUCGAGUCCAAAGAAACGAAACUUAAGCCCCUUGAAAGACCCAACGCCGAGUAAGCUGGAUAUGAGACAAUCCGGUUCCCCAUUGAAAAAGUUGAAAGCUGCAGCUACCGAAGGCGACGGGUCUAGCAUGGAGCAAAAAAACAGCCCUGCAUCUAAAGGGAGUAACUCUCCCUUCGUGAGUAAAGCAGAUACGCCAAGUAAGAAAAAAUACAGAUACGAUUUCAAGGUCGUACUGCUUAGUGAAUUCAUUACAUUUUGCAACACCUUUUACAUUCCAAGCAAGUACACAACACGGAUGUUGUCAACUUUUUAUUUGCAUAAGCACAAGUUUGCAAAAAAAACAGACUGGUCCUUGGCUUGUGGAAUAAUUUACACUGCAUACAUUCGAAUAAAUCAUAAAUUACUACAUGAAAAGGUAGGAGCAAAGUCUGAGUUUAUGAAUUUGCUUUUGCAGUAUCAAAAAGGUGCGUUACUGAAGGCGUCUCUACAGUCCUGGUGUACCUUGGUUGAGGAAUGGAUUAGGGAGGAGUCAUGGGUACAGGAUCUUGAGAAGCAAUACAUGUAUGGUAGUGAGGUGUUGAUGGAGAGUAUGUUGAAUAAGGAGUACAGGGGCAUGAUAGGCGAAGGCUGGGAUUUGAUGGAACGAUUUGGCGCUAUGAUUCAUGGAGAGGUAAUGUAUCAAUCAGACACUCAAAAUGAAUACUUUACAACAUGGUCGAAAAAAGUCAUUGGAGAUUUAUAG
Lodderomyces margitis is the source of this 1110-nucleotide messenger RNA. Its product is annotated as origin recognition complex subunit 6. Gene Ontology annotation, cellular component: nuclear origin of replication recognition complex. Gene Ontology annotation, molecular function: DNA binding. Gene Ontology annotation, biological process: DNA replication. The transcript has a single exon. NCBI's taxonomy places the organism in Eukaryota, Fungi, Ascomycota, Pichiomycetes, Serinales, Debaryomycetaceae. Bases 1 to 1110 code for a protein of 369 amino acids. The record is from RefSeq and is a predicted model, not a curated record.